Messenger RNA from Jatropha curcas, 1210 nucleotides. It is a transcript of the gene EXL5, whose product is annotated as EXORDIUM like 5. The record is from RefSeq and is a predicted model, not a curated record. Lineage: Eukaryota; Viridiplantae; Streptophyta; Magnoliopsida; Malpighiales; Euphorbiaceae.
AUAUACCCCUCUCUUCUCUGACUCUCUUCUCCAUUACCACCACCGUCUCUACCACCACUGCUUCUCAAAAUGGCAAAUACCCAUUUGCAUUUUUUUCUUUCUUUUUCAGUUUUCUUCAGUUUAUUCAUUUCUGGCUAUGUCUAUGCUGCUUCUUCUUCUUCUUCAAAUCCACAGGUCCAGACCUUAAACACUAAACCAGAAUACAUAAACCCUAAGCUGCCGCCAAGAACCUUUUCUUCUUCUAAGAAAUAUGAGGGUUCAUCGGACUUGGUCCAGCUCCGCUACCACAUGGGCCCAGUCCUCUCUUCUUCUCCGAUCAACAUUUACCUCAUCUGGUACGGCAAAUGGCCCAAUUCCCAAAAACUUCUCAUCAAAGAUUUCAUUAAUUCCAUCUCUCCCACUGCAGUGGCCGCUAAACCGUCCGUCUCCGAGUGGUGGCGCACUGUCUCUCUUUAUACAGAUCAAACCGGCGCCAAUGUCUCUCGUUCUGUUCUCAUAGCCGGUGAGUAUUCCGAUAAAGCCUAUUCUCUUGGUACCCACUUGACUCGUCUUUCAAUCCAGCAAGUAAUCGCAACCGCCGUGAAGUCCGCUCCAUUUCCGGUAGAUCACAAGAACGGGAUCUACUUGAUCCUAACAGCUCAAGACGUCACGGUUCAGGACUUUUGUCGAGCUGUUUGUGGGUUUCAUUACUUCACAUUCCCGUCAAUGGUAGGCUACACAUUACCAUACGCGUGGGUAGGAAAUUCAGGCAAACAAUGCCCCGAAGUAUGCGCCUAUCCUUUUGCAAUUCCGGGAUACAUGGGCGGAGGUGGGCCUGGGACGUUGAAGUCCCCGAAUGGUGAUGUGGGUGUAGAUGGGAUGAUCAGUGUGAUAGGACAUGAGCUAGCAGAACUAUCUUCAAACCCCUUAGUAAAUGCUUGGUAUGCAGGAGAAGACCCAACAGCACCAACUGAAAUUGGGGAUCUGUGUGAAGGAUUAUAUGGAACAGGUGGGGGCGGUGGGUAUAUAGGGCAAGUGAUGAGAGAUAGACAAGGAAGGACAUUUAAUAUGAAUGGAAGAAGAGGAAGAAAGUUUUUGGUGCAAUGGAUAUGGAGUCCUCUGUUGAAGGCAUGUGCUGGUCCAAAUGCUAUGGAUUAGGAUUUAAAAAAGUUUGGCUCAUAUUUUAGUUUGUGAGUUCUUUUGCUUUUUUUCUUUUUUUAUUUUUUUAAUU